This is a messenger RNA of Williopsis jadinii, 1780 nucleotides long. RefSeq names its product Pcf11p (gene PCF11). Gene Ontology annotation, biological process: termination of RNA polymerase II transcription. Gene Ontology annotation, cellular component: cytoplasm; mRNA cleavage factor complex. The coding region runs from base 24 to 1739 and encodes 571 amino acids. Lineage: Eukaryota; Fungi; Ascomycota; Saccharomycetes; Phaffomycetales; Wickerhamomycetaceae. The transcript has 2 exons. Gene Ontology annotation, molecular function: ubiquitin binding; phosphatidylinositol binding; RNA polymerase II complex binding. The record is from RefSeq and is a predicted model, not a curated record.
UACGAAAGGCUUAUUCUCCAAAGAUGUCAGUUGAUGAAAAGGCUUUGGAGGCACUCGGUGAUGACUUCUACGUGGCAAUCUCUGAUCUGACGAAUAACUCGAGACCCAUGAUAACGUCGUUCACGUUACUUGCGCAGGAGAAUAUCGAUGCUGCUGAAUAUUUAACAAGAGCUGUAGAGAAAAGAAUUGAGAAAGCCGUUCCGCAUCAGAAAUUAUACGCUUUAUACCUACUCGACUCGAUCUGCAAAAACGUUGGUAGUCCAUAUACACUUUUAUUUGCUCAGAAGAUAUAUCAGACUUACACACAGGCAUAUCUACUAGUUGAUGACCAAACUAGAAAGAAAUUCAUUGACUUGUUCAAGACCUGGAAGAACGCAAAGACAUCAAGUGGAUUGCCGUUAUUCCCAGAUGAACCAAUGGCCAAGAUUGAGCAAUUCUUGGUGAGAGCCACGGCGAUUCAUCAACAGAGCUCUGCUAAAGUUAACGUAGCUAUGCUCUUACAGACUAUUGACAAGUUACUGUAUCUAACCAAUCAGAGACUGCUGCGUUCCCCCAAUGAUCAGUCCAUCCCUGCGAAGAUUGGAAUUAUUAAACAGCUCAAAUUUGCGUUGCAAAACGACAGAUCAAUGACUCAAGAUGCACUGGUAGGUGUUAAGAGACAGCUGGACGAAAUGACGACAGCGGAGGAGAACUCCCUUAGAAGUACACCACCCAUCAAAUCACCACCUUUGAGUAACCCACAGCCAAAUUUGCAAAACAUCUUCAAUUCUAUACAAAAUCCCACUGCAACGUCUCUGCAGACGCAGGAUACAGGUUAUAACAAUGUUGAAGAUAAGACAAAGAAUCUAACGUUACUGAAUAGUAUGAUCAACUUGAAGGGAAGUGCUAUUAGAACUCCUACACCAACACAGACCCAACAACCGGUGGUGAAGAAAAAUAACUUAACCUCUUUGCUUUCGUCUCUAGAAAAGCAAGGACUUGUGAAGAAGAAGACACCUUCUCCACAUGAAGUACCUUCAACGUCGUUGUUAAACUCAAUAUUACAAAAGACCAAAAUCGCCUCAUCGAAUCGUCUAAACACUGUACAUAAGUCACCAUUAGAGGAGGAACUUGAAAAGUUCGACAUUAAUGCAAAAUUUGUGUCUUUAGAUCCUACAUCGACUUAUACAGCACUAUUUGUGUCGAGAAAGACUCAUAAAUGUGGUACUUGUGGUAAAAGGUUUGGAGAUUCACAGCAGGAACAGGCAAAGAGCCGUGAUCAUUUAGAUUGGCAUUUCCGUAUAAACAAAAAGUUGAAAGAAGGUGCUAUUGUUCAAAGCCGUAAUUGGUACUUGGAUGAUGAACAAUUUGUACAAUUCCGUGAUGAGGACAUGUUUGGUUCUGGUGAACAAGAGGAUAAAACUACAACGGAAAAGAACAAUGCCGGUUCGAAAGAGCGUCAUUACGUUGUCGUUCCAAGUGAUUCUGAAAUGAGCUGUCUCUGUGGUGUUUGUAAAGAAGUUUUAAAGGCCAGGUACGAUGACGAUUUAGGAGAAUGGAUUUGGGAUGAUGCUGUCAAGAAGAAUGGACGUAUAUUCCACUAUUCUUGUUAUUCCGAAACAAACACAAGCUCUUCUUUAGCAAGCAUCGUUGGUGCAAAGAGGACCCGUGACUUGAGUUCACUGGACUUUGAUAUGAUAAGAAACGUUAUGAAAAACGUGAAGCUCGACGACAGGUCAAAGGUUAAUACAAAGGGCUAGACUUGACGCAGCUUUGACUAUUAUAAAUGUUUAACCCUGCA